AUGCUGAUCAAGGAGUACCGGAUCCCAAUGCCAAUGAGCGUGGACGAGUACCGCAUCGCCCAGCUCUACAUGAUCCAGAAAAAGAGUCGGGAUGAGACCUGUGGCGAGGGCAGCGGAGUGGAGAUCUUGGAGAACAAGCCGUAUGAGAACGGCCCAGGGGGAAUCGGACAGUACACCCACAAGGUUUACCAUAUCGGCAUGCACAUCCCCAGCUGGUUCUGCUCCAUCCUGCCCAAGGCAGCGCUCCGGGUGGAGGAGGAGUCCUGGAACGCCUACCCCUAUACCCGCACAAGGUAUACAUGUCCCUUUGUUGAGAAGUUCUCCAUUGACAUUGAGACGUACUACAAGCCAGACACAGGAAACCAGCCAGACGUCUUCAACAUGUCCCCAGCCGAGAAGAGGCUAAGGACUCUGGACCCCAUCGACAUUGUCAAAGAUCCCAUCACUCCACAUGAGUACUUACAAGAGGAGGACCCUCGAAUCUACAGGUCAGACAAGACCAAGAGAGGGCCUCUGCAGGAGGACUGGAUCGAGGAGUACAACAACAACCCGGGGAAGACGCCCAUCAUGUGUGCUUACAAACUGUGCAAGGUGGAGUUCCGCUACUGGGGCAUGCAGUCCAAGAUUGAGCGCUUCAUCCAUGAUGUAGGGCUGAGGAAGGUGAUGGUGCGGGCCCACCGGCAGGCCUGGUGCUGGCAGGACGAGUGGUACGGCCUGACCAUCGAGGACAUCAGGCAGCUGGAGCUGGAGACCCAGUUGGCCCUGGCCCAGAAGAUGGCCCAUUUCAGCCAGGCAGAGGAGGCCACCGAGGCCAAUGGAGCUGUUUCAUCCCCAGACAAGAAUCAGGAGGUCAAAGAUACCAUCAACUCUUUAGAAGCUGAGGAGGUGGUCAGUGCAGGGGGCGGGGGAGACACUCUCCAAACAAAACGAGCAGGGCUCACCAAGCAGUGGUCCACCUCCUCGCGAUCCUCCCGCUCAUCAAAGAGAGGAGCGAGCCCGUCACGCCACAGCCUCUCUGAAUGGAGGAUGCAGAGCAUUGCACGAGACUCCGAGGACAGCUCAGAGGAGGAGUUCUUUGAUGCUCAUGAGGACUUGUCAGGUGAUGAAGAGGUCUUUCCCAAGGAGAUUGCCAAGAGGAACUCUAACGACCUCAUGGACAAGAUUGAGUCGGCUGAUGCAGAAGACACCACUGAUCUCUCUAAUGCCCCUCAUCCUGCCUUUCCUCUUUACCUCUCAUUCACCCCAUCAAUUCCCUCUCCUUUCCUCUCCCCAUAAUAGGACCUCUCCUCUCAGCAGUGUCUGCAGCCUUCUAAGAUCCACGUGCUGAUCCUGGUGCUACAUGGAGGCAACAUCCUGGACACAGGAGGAGGGGACCAGACCAGUAAGCAGGGCGAUGUCAACACCAUCAGCACUGCCUUUGACACAGUGAUGCGCGUGCACUAUCCCACCGCGCUGGGACAAAUCGCCAUCCGCCUGGUGCCCUGCCCUGCCAUCUGUGCUGAGGCCUUCUCCCUGGUGUCCAAUCUGAGCCCGUACAGCUAUGAUGAGAGCUGUCUGUCAAGCAGUCAGGACCACAUCCCCCUGGCUGCCCUGCCUCUCCUGGCCACCUCCGCCCCCCAGUACCAGGAGGCUGUGGCCACCGUCAUCAUGAGAGCCAACCAGGUGUACAACGACUUCAUCAGGUCCCUGGAUGGGACAACCUUCUCUGGCCAGGUGUGCUUGAUUGGGGACUGCGUGGGAGGGAUCUUGGGGUUUGACGCCUUGUGUAUCAGCAACCAGACUAUUGGUGAGAGCCAGAACAGCAGCCGCAGGGGUAGUGUAAUCAGCGUACAGGACCAGGACCUCCUCUCUCCAGGGAUCAUCAUCAACAGUGGUUAUGGCUCUGCCUCUCCCACCCUGGAGAGCAGCCGCCACCUGAGCCGCAGCAACAUCGACAUCCCCCGCUCAGGAGGACCAGAUGACCCCAAGAGACAGCUGCCCCGCAAGACGAGCGACUCCUCCACAUAUGAGUUGGACACCAUCAAACACCACCAGGCCUUCCUGACUAGCCUCCACUCCAGUGUUCUGCGGACCGACCCCUGCUCGCGCAGGUCCAGCAGCAGCACCUUUCAGGAUGCAGGCUCUCUGGGGAAGUUUGAAUUUGAGGUGGCAGACUUCUUCCUCUUCGGCUCUCCUCUGGGCCUUGUCCUUGCCCUGAGGAAGACUGUCAUUCCUGUGCUGGAUGUGGCCCAGCUGCGCCCUGCCUGCCAGCAGGUCUACAACCUGUUCCACCCAGCCGACCCCUCGGCCUCGCGCCUGGAGCCCCUCCUGGAGAAGAAGUUCCACCUCCUGCCCCCUUUCAAUGUUCCCCGCUACACACGCUUCCCCCUGGGGGACGGCAACUCCGCUCUACUGGUGGAGACAGUCCAGAGCAACCCUCAGCUCCUGCUCGAUACUGGGCCCCCCCUCUCUUUCCGCUGUCAGGAGCCCAUCAGCGAGACCUGCAUCCCUGUGCCGGUGCUAAACUGGCAGGAGGGCUCCCUCAAGGCCACACCUGCUGUUCUGGAGUCGGAUUUUGUUCAGUCUCAUGGUGGUGUCUUCAUGGACAGUUCGUACCCCUCCUCCCCCGUUACGGGCCCCCACUGCCGGGGCCUGCGGAGGGCCAGUGAGGUCAGCAUUGCCAGCCAGGUCUCAGGAAUGGCAGACAGUUACACUGCCACCAACAUAGCCAACAUCGCAGCCCGUUGGUGGGGCACCAAGCGUGUGGACUUUGCCUUGUACUGCCCUGAUGCCCUGACAGCCUUCCCCACAGUGGCACUACCGCACCUCUUUCAUGCAUCCUACUGGGAGUCCACUGAUGUAGUGUCCUUCCUGCUGCGACAGGUUAUGAGACAUGAAAACUCCAGCAUACUGGAGCUGGAUGGUAAGGAGGUGUCAGAGUUCACUCCAUCUAAACCCCGGGAGAAGUGGCUCAGGAAGAGAACCCACGUCAAGAUCAGGAAUGUGACAGCCAAUCAUCGUGUAAAUGAUGCAGUGCUCACAGAAGGUGGGCUGCAGAUCGUGACUGGCCGCUUCAUGUACGGACCUCUGGACAUGGUCACACUGACUGGGGAGAAGGUGGACAUCCACAUCAUGACCCAGCCCCCAUCUGGAGACUGGGUGUACUUUGACACGGAGCUGACCAACAGCAGUGGUCGUGUGUCCUUCAUCAUCCCAGAGAGCAAACGGCUGGGGGUUGGCGUCUAUCCGGUCAAACUGGUGGUCAGGGGGGAUCACACAUUUGCAGACAGCUACCUGACAGUGCUUCCCCAUGGGACAGAGUUUGUUGUGUUCAGUAUAGAUGGCUCAUUCGCUGCCAGCGUGUCCAUCAUGGGGAGCGAUCCCAAAGUUCGAGCCGGAGCAGUCGAUGUGGUCAGGCACUGGCAGGACCUGGGCUAUCUGAUCGUCUAUGUGACGGGGCGUCCAGACAUGCAGAAGCAGAGAGUGGUGGCCUGGCUGUCUCAGCAUAACUUCCCCCAUGGCAUCGUCUCCUUCUGUGAUGGCCUGGUCCACGACCCACUCAGACACAAAGCCAACUUCCUCAAGUCACUCAUGGAGGCUCACAUGAAGAUCUUUGCUUGUUAUGGUUCUACCAAAGACAUCGCGGUCUACACCUCCAUCGGCCUCUCUCCCUCCCAGAUCUACAUCAUUGGCCGAUCCUCCAAGAAGAUGCAAGCUCAGUGCCAGUUCAUUACAGAGGGCUAUGCGACCCACCUCUCUCAGCUGGAGUACAACCAGCGCUCCCGGCCAGCAAAGACAAGCAGUGCCCGCAUGGUCCUACGGAAAGGCAGCUUUGGUCUGGGUGCAAACAGCGACUUCCUACGGAAGCGGAACCACCUGCUGCGCACCAUCUCCGCCCAGCCGGCCUCCAGCUUGCCCAGCGGCAGCGGCCACAGUAGACCAGAGCGCACACAGAGCCAGUCAGACAGCCACAGCCAGCAUGGCCCUGGACCAGCCCAGCGCAGCAUGAGCAUUACAGCAGGCUGCUGGGGCCGCAGUGGCAGCACCAAGCUGGAGCCUGGGGUGUUUCAGCCUGGGGUGAAAUUGAGCAAGGACAAAGGUGAUGAGGAAAGGGAAAAACUGCAGAAAGAGAAAUUCAAGAAAUGA
Molecule: messenger RNA, 4125 nt
Organism: Salvelinus namaycush (lake trout)
Lineage: Eukaryota; Metazoa; Chordata; Actinopteri; Salmoniformes; Salmonidae
Product: membrane-associated phosphatidylinositol transfer protein 2-like
Exons: 23
Biological process (GO): phospholipid transport
Cellular component (GO): cytoplasm
Molecular function (GO): phosphatidylcholine intramembrane carrier activity; phosphatidylinositol transfer activity; phosphatidylcholine binding
Source: RefSeq, a predicted model, not a curated record